UUCAAUUACAUCACCAUCACCAUCAUCGUCAUCAUCGUCUUCUUCUUCUUCUAAACCAAAAUUCCCAAUUCGUUUUCUUUAACAAAAAACUGAAACAAAAUCUCUCUCUUUGGUAGCUUCAGCAAACUCAGUUCAUUUGACACCAUAUAUGUGUUAAUUACGUCUCCCCAUUGGAAAACGCAAUAGAAUCUCUUCUAUUAUUAUAUUUUAUUAUUAAUUUCCCUUCAUUUUCCCGAGAAAAUUAUGGCCAUGACGGAAAAUCCAAAGUUGGAUUCCGUAUCUUCCUACGAUGGUGGUGGGUCGGAAGAAAGGAUAUCCACACAAAAGAAUUCGGGUUCGGAUCAUAUCAAUGGAGAUAAUAAACCCGAUAGUUUUGUUAUUGAUAUUGAAAGUUUCUCUCAUGGAGGAUCCAAUAUUAAAGAAACCAUCCCAAAUUCAAGAAUCACAAGAAGCCUUUCUCGCAAAGGGUCUCAGAGAGGUGAUAGAGAUUCUUUUGUUUCCAACUCUUCUUCUUCAUCAGGAGGGUCGCCGGAAAAGCUAAUGGUGGUGGCGGAAGAGUUCACCGAUCAUUUAAGCAAUCCACAAGUCCAUCAUCAGCUCAUUAGUAUGACAUCUGGUAAUAGUAUCACAGCAGCAACUGAAAGUAGAUCCAAUUUCAGGAGAAAUAGUAUCAAGCGAUCUCCUCUAUUAGAUCCCAAGAGGAUUCUCAUGUUCUUUGCCACCUUGGCUUGUGUGCAAGAUCCCCAGGCCUCCUUUGAUCACUCACUUAAGACCUCAUCAAUACAAAUGUCUGCUUGUCUGCAAGUCACGUCCAUUACACUGAAAACACUCGCUUUCCACCGCCAGUUUCCUUUGUCUAACUCGUACAAUCCAAUCAAAUCAUCCAUAAAAGGACUUUACCGUCAAGAGCUGAUCAAUACAAAUGUCUGCUCAUCUAGGGGAUUUCUAACUCGUACUAUCCAGUCAAAUCAUCCAUAUGUGUGCAGACCCCUGGUUCUCUUUUGGCCUAUAAAACGAACUUCCAUCCCUUCUUUGGGGUCGAGCAUGGGUACAAUUUUGCUGAUAUACUUCACAUUGACAAUUAGCCGAACAAAUGCAGAUGAGAAUGCUUUAGAUUAAGUGCGUAGUUAGGAACCAUACCCUCUCGCCAACCUAUAUAAGCUGAUUAAAAUGUAUGUUGCUAUAUGUAGCACACACAUGGGAGUUUAAUUCAUGCCCGACAAAUAUAAAUGGGUGCAAGUGGUUGAUUGUGA
Molecule: messenger RNA, 1253 nt
Organism: Gossypium arboreum
Lineage: Eukaryota; Viridiplantae; Streptophyta; Magnoliopsida; Malvales; Malvaceae
Exons: 7
Coding region: 244-1119 (291 amino acids)
Source: RefSeq, a predicted model, not a curated record